Coregonus clupeaformis (lake whitefish) is the source of this 3050-nucleotide messenger RNA. RefSeq names its product DCC-interacting protein 13-alpha-like. Lineage: Eukaryota; Metazoa; Chordata; Actinopteri; Salmoniformes; Salmonidae. The coding region runs from base 146 to 2275 and encodes 709 amino acids. Gene Ontology annotation, molecular function: protein binding. The transcript is spliced from 22 exons. The record is from RefSeq and is a predicted model, not a curated record. Gene Ontology annotation, biological process: signaling. Gene Ontology annotation, cellular component: endosome membrane; cytoplasm.
UGGGAGGAGCUGUUUGGGGUGUUGUGGAUCUAUCUGUAAAGGGAAAACAUUCAGUGGGAGUGAUAGCUAUCUAGGCUAGCUAUUUUGUUUCUUAUUGACAGAUUACAGUUCAUAUUGAUACGAAUUGAAAUAGCUAGCUAUAGCCAUGCCUGGAAUAGAUAAAUUACCGAUAGAGGAUACAUUCGAGGACAGUCCGCAGACGCGCUCCCUGCUCGGUGUUUUUGAGGAGGAUGCAGCUGCUAUAUCUAAAUACUCCCAGCAGCUCUUCCAGGCCAUGCACAGAAUCUACGAUGCACAGAAUGAGUUGAGUGCUGCCACCCAUCUCACCUCCAAACUUCUGAAGGAGUAUGAGAAACAGCGUUUCCCACUUUGCUGCGACGACGAGGUCAUGAGCUCCACUCUGCAGCAGUUUGCCAAAGUCAUAGACGAGCUGAGUUCCUGUCAUGCAGUGCUGUCCACUCAGCUGGCUGAUGCCAUGAUGUUUCCCAUCACUCAGUUUAAGGAGAGGGACUUAAAAGAGAUACUGACCCUGAAGGAAGUGUUCCAGAUAGCCAGCGAUGAUCAUGACAUGGCCAUCAACCGAUACAGCCGUCUCUCUAAAAGGAGGGACAAUGAGAAGGUGAAGGGCGAGGUGAUGGAGGAUGUGUACACCUCCAGGAAGAAGCAGCACCAGACCAUGAUGCACUACUUCACAGCCCUCAACACGCUGCAGUACAAGAAGAAGAUUUCCCUGCUGGAGCCUCUGCUGGGAUACAUGCAGGCACAGAUCAGCUUCUUCAAGCUGGGAUCAGAGAACCUCACCCAGCAGUGGGAAGACUUCCUCACCGACAUAGGAACCAGUGUUCAGAAUGUCCGCAGGGAGAUGGCCGGGGAGGUGGAUGUGAUGCAACAGACCAUCCAAGACAUGGAGCAGGCCAAUGACCUCCUCUACAUGCCCGACCCUGACCCCAGCCAGGUUCCUGUCAACCGCAACCUCACACGCAAGGCCGGCUACCUCAACACUCGCAAUAAAACGGGCCUAGUGUCUUCAUCCUGGGACCGGCAGUACUUCUUCACCCAGGGAGGGAACCUGAUGAGCCAGGCGCGGGGGGAUGUGGCGGGGGGUCUGGUCAUGGAUAUAGACAACUGCUCCGUCAUGGCCGUGGACUGUGAGGACCGACGCUUCUGCUUCCAGAUCACAUCCUUCGACGGCAAGAAAGUGGCCAUCUUGCAGGCAGAGAGCAGGAAGGAUUGUGAAGAGUGGAUUGCAACGAUUAACAACAUCUCAAAGAGGAUUUAUCUCAGUGAGAACCCAGAGGAAAUCGCAGCCAGAGUGAACCAAUCAGCUCUUGAGGCUGUGACACCGUCUCCCUCCUUCCAGCAGAGGCAUGAGAGUAUGCGGCCGAGCACACAAGGGCGGCCGCAGGCAGCGCGGGCCAGCAGUGUGAGCUCGGCAGGCUCUGAGGCGCCCUCCCCGGCCCUCUCAUUGGACGCACUGGUGGCUCCAAACACGCCCAUCCAGUUUGACAUCAUCUCUCCAGUCAGCGAGGAGGACACAGGACAGGUCAAGGCUGCCGGACAGGGCAGAAGGACCAAUCCUUUUGGUGAAUCAGGAGACACACCAGCUGAGGAGAGUGAAGACUCUAUCCUGCACCAGCUGUUCAUUGUGCGUUUCCUGGGUUCAAUGGAGGUGAAGAAUGCAGACAGCUCUGACGUCAUCAAUGAGACCAUGCGACAGAUCCUAGCAGCCAGGGCCAUACACAACAUCUUCAGGAUGACUGAGUCUCACCUGCUGGUCACCUGCGAAUGCCUCAAGCUAAUCGAUCCUCAGACACAAGUCACACGGCUGAGGUUCCCUCUCUCCAGUGUGGUGUUGUGUGCUGCCCACCAGGAGAACAAGCGUCUGUUUGGAUUUGUUCUGCAGACAGCAGAAGGCAGGGUGGACGGACAACCAAUCACUGUCUGCUACAUCUUUGAGUCCAACAAUGAUGGGGAAAAGAUCUGUGACAGUGUGGGGCUGGCCAAACAGAUAGCUUUCCACUCAGAGAUGGAUCGCAAAGCUACGGAGAAGAGGAAGGAGCAGGACAAGGCCAAGGAGAAACAGCAGGAGGAGCUGAGUAAACAGAAACAGAUAGAAAAGGACCUAGAGGAACAGAGCCGUUUGAUUGCUGCCUUCAGUCGCCCCACCCCCCUUGCCGCUGGCACUGACGGACAGUUCCUGGUGCUGAGCAACAGCCAAUCAGAGGACAGUGAUGCAGGAGUGGAGGAGCGGGAGAAGGGAGAGUCAGAGGCCUAACAGAAUGGAACGGAGAGAUGUUACUGUUAGCUUUCACUGGAUACUACUUUGGCUGACCAAACCACUGGAAGUCAGUAAUUUUCAAUGGAGGGAGGCAACUUGAAGAGGUGACUUGAGGAGACCUUGAGAGAUGCAACCGUUGGGGACAAUUUCACCAAGUUGAGCCUAAGUUAAACUUUUACGCAAAUCAUCAGCGAUGCAACUGCUGGCUUUGAUCCUCUGCUGGAUAGGCUACCCACCAAUGUGCUGUUCAGAAGAAACACCCACGAGGGACAUAGCCUGGUCCCAGAUCUGUUUGUGCUUUUGCCUACUCCAUUGUCAUUGUCAAGCCAAACAAUUGCAUGACAAUUCCAUAAGGAGUUGGCAAGAGAGUAGAAACAGACUCGCACCCAGGCUACAAGGGACAGGCUUGACGAUGUGUUACCACAAAGUAGUACCCCAUGAAAACAGACAGUUAGAGGUGGACUUGGUUCCUCUCCAGACCCCCACCUCGGCUCCGCAACCCUGGGCCUGCACAGAUACAGCCUCUCUCUGGCUGGGCUCACCUCUGGCUCCUACUGUUGGUCAAUGGAGGAACAGGAUUCAGAGUGCAAGGAAAAUAAAUACUUCCUAACAUAAAAAUGAGAAAAAACGACCCCACUAGCUAAGAAAAGAAGAGUAGAAAAAGAACUGUGACUGAACACUCAAAAUAAUCUUUCCGGAUCAUUCUCCUCCUUGUGUAUAUUAUAAUGUAUUUUAUACUCGCAAUUAUAUAGAUGUAUACUGGCAGAAAAUA